CCAUGGUAAAUAUCACGUUCGACUGUAUGGCAGCUUUAACUCUAUGGUGGCAUUUAGAACUAGUUUGUCCGUUGCGUCACUGCCUGUCUUUAUUUCCUGUGUAUAGCAUGGUGUAGAAAUCCAUUUCGGUAAGUGUGUGAAACGUGUACAACUGUUCGUAAUUCUUCCAUACUGAAUUGAAUAAAAAUGUUUACAUUUGUAGUGCCACAGUGUCCAGUUGGUUUGGCAUUCGAAUAUGGGUGGUUCUUGUGUAUACAACUGCGGUUCGAAUUUUAGGCUUGGUUUUUAUAAGCUACACGAAACUGUUUAUAUAUAUGAUUGUUGAGAACAUAUUUGGAAGAGGUUUUUUGAUUUACGAGAAAAAGUGCUUUGUUUAUACUGCAGACAAACACGGUAACCUCGUAUUUUAUUUCCCUGUUAAAUAAUCAAACAUCAAUUCCUUAUUAAUAAUAAAUAUAAUAAAAUACCAAAUUGAGUCCAUAACACUACUAUACUAUAUACAUGUGAGCUUAGCACAACAGAAAUCACAGGUACUGAUAUAUAAAAUUGUGUGAUUGUAUCUAUUUAUAUCAGUGGUUCUUGGCAUCAGGGUUUGUGCCACAAUUUGGGUUCAAGGGCUAUUCCUUGUGCAUUUAAUUAGGUGAAAAAGCAUAUUUAUUUGACCUUGGAUCAAAUUGCAAACUUUAGACUAAAAUAGCCAAGCUGAGAGUUUUACAUUAUUCCUGCACUUAUUUUUGCUAAAUUUAGUUUGUUUCCAAUUCAUUAUGAUGACCUUUAGAAUUGUUUAAUUGUUGCCUGUAAUGUUUAUUUCACUGAACUUUUUUUAAAAGGGCCGAUAUAAGCACCAAAACAAAUUUUGGUUUAAUGGAGUGGUUUUGGUGUAUAGUGCAUGCCCCUGCUGUCUAAAUGUGCAAUUCUCUGCCAUUCAUGAGUUAAAGGGAAACGCCAGUGCCAGGAAAACACUCUACACACUCUGUAUAUAACGCAGUGUGUAUAUAGUGUAGUGUGUCUAUAUAAUGCAGUGUGUGUGUGUUUAAUGCACACACUACACACACUGCGUCAUAUAUACAAACACAUACUACAAACACUGCGUCAUAUAUACAAACACAUACUACAAACACUGCGUCAUAUAUACAAACACAUACUACAAACACUGCGUCAUAUAUACAAACACAUACUACAAACACUGCGUCAUAUAUACAAACACAUACUACAAACACUGCGUCAUAUAUACACACACAUACUACAAACACUGCAUCAUAUAUACACACACACAUACUACAAACACUGCAUCAUAUAUACACACUGUAUUCAUUAUAUACACACACUAUACAAACACACUACGUUCACUAUACACACACUGCGUUCACUUUACACUACACAAACACACCCUCUGCAUUCAUUAUAUACACACUACACUCUACACAAACACACCCUGCAUUAAUUAUAUAUACACUACACAAAUAUACACAGCUCUACUGUCUAAACACACUGCAUCCAGUGCAUGUGGCUUUUAUAUUUUGUGCAUUUAACUUUUAGAAAUAGUUUAUUUUUUCAAAAUGGUAAAUGUACAGAAUAUCGGCAAGUUAUCGGCCUGAAAGUUAACAGAUUAUCGGUAUCGGCUCUAAAAAAUCAAUAUCGGUCGAUCCCUACCCGAAACCCGAGGUUUUCACCCCUUCAGCAACCGGGGAUUGGGAGGUGAGAGGAAGAGGGCACCUGCAGUCCCAGCAAAACAGAUUGUUUUACUGGCACUGGAGUCUCUUUAAGCUGUAAUGGUUCUUGUGACUAUAGUGUCCCUUUAAGAAUUUAUAUUUUUGUUGAUGAAAAUAAAGCUUUGCUAGUUUAAAAAAAAAUCCUGGCUCCUAACUCUUUUUUAGCUGUGUCUUAGAUUCCAAGCAAAUUUGUCAAGCCCUACCCUAAACAGUAGUGAAUUAGGCAUAACUGUACACAAGAAGGAUUUGGGAAUUGUUGUAGACAACACACUUGGCAAAAAUGUGCAAUGUCAACCAGCAGUUGCUAAGGCCUGUAAGGUAUUGUCAUGUGUAUUUAAAAAAAAAAAAAAAAAAAAAGCAUUCAUUCUCAGAAUGAAAAUAUAAUUUUGACUCUUUAUAAAACAAUGGUAAGACCACACCUUGCUUUUUCUAAAGAAGAUUAUUAUGGCACUAGAAAAAGUGCAGAGGCACGCUACAAAAUUUUAAUAAAAGGAAUUGAACAUUUUAGUUAUGUAGAAAGGUAAACAAAUUUAAAUCAAUUUAGCUUGGAAAAAAGGUGGUCCAGAGGGGAUGCCAUGGCAUUAUACAAAUAUAUUUGGGGCCCUAUACAAACCAUUGUCUAGAAAUGUAUUCAUAAACUGCACUAUACAUAGGACAAAGAGUCAUGCAUUUAGACUUGAAGAAAAUUAAGAUUUAGGCUGAUGCAAAGGAAUGGCUUUUUUACAGUAAGAACAAUAGGAUGUGGUACUUUCUGUCUGAAGAGGUGGUUUUAUUAGAGUCUGUACAGAUGUUUAAAGGAACAUGAUGGUGUCAAAACAUGUAUUCGUGACACUAUGGUGGCCACCCUUGCCUCCAUUUGAAAAGGUAUUUUUCUUUCCUUACAGUCACAGACUGCUGAAUACACACACGCAUACACACAGUCCGCUAAAUACACAUACAGACAGACUGCUGUACACACAGACAGAAUGCAGAGUACAAACAGACUGCCAAUGCAUACACACACAAAGACUGCUGAAUACACACACACACACACACACACACACACACACUGCAUUGAGGGGUGCAGUGUAUGUAUGUGUGUGUGUGUGUGGGUGGGUAGGGGUGCUGUAGGUAGCAAAUGUGUUUUUUUUUUGUUUUUGUUUUUUUUAAUCCUAUUCUAUACAUAAAAUCUUUACUCCAUAUACAUACACUCUGCAUUAUACAUACACACUCCUUGCUUUCCAGAUCCCUUCCCCUGCCUCCAGGUCCUCCCGAUACGAAAGCAGAGUAAGUGCCUGCCGUUUUGGGCAGGCAGGUGCCUACUCUGCAUUGCUGCUAACCGGCACCAGUCUCCCCCCCCCCGUGACCUAUGACACAGAGUGUGCUCGGCGUGCCAAAGGUUCAACAUUACUGUAUCAGGCCUACUCUACUUUCUUAACACCCUGGGAGAACUUAUGUCAUAUGACUUUGUUUAAGCCUCAAUAUAAACACUUUGAGUAUAACAUUUAAGAAUGGUUCUCCAAGUUAAAGCAGUUUAGCUGCAUACCCUUGUUGUUACAGUUCAUAAAAGUACUGAUUUUAAUGAAAAAUCUGCACCUUUUUAUAAAUGUUUUUGAACAAGUAGGGAACAUCACGCUACCAUUUAAUCUAACCAAAAGCAGGGCCUCCUGAUUCAUUCUGCAUAGACUUCACUUGCCACUGAUAGGGUUAUAGUUUUACUUCUCUUUCAUCCCUUGUCAAGGAUAUAACUCUGCCCCUGACUAAGAUCUUCAUUACUAAUAAUGUUAGUAGGUCCACUAAUGAUUUGCCAUACAGUAUUUGGGGACCUGCUGCUCCAAUCAGCAUCUCUUCAUAGAGAUGCAAUAUACCACUGAAUAUGGGUAGCGUUCUUUCUCUACAUGCGAAGCGUGUGGUCACUGAAUGUCAGUCCUGCAAAUACUACAGCAUCAGAAAACAAAGCACUUUUACUGCUUGGAACGUGGAGGGGUUUAACGUCAGUGUUCACAUUCCAUCUGACUUUUCAUCCUUUCUCCUCUUUUAGACAUGACACGUUCCAAGCAGGUUGGGAAUCACAAGAGUGACAAGAAGAAAAAUAUCUCUAAGCUCUGGAAAACAAAGCGUCGGGUGAAGGAUAUAGAUCAGAUACACCAUGACCUACGUCCAGAGAAUGCCGAACGCCUACUGAAUCAAGAACUGGACUAUCAACUUCCAGGGAAUGCUCAGCAUUACUGUCUACACUGCGCGUGAGUAUUACAUGGCCCAUAAUAAUGUACUGCAAUAAAUAAAAAAGAAUAUACUAACCUGCAACAUUUUGCUGUGUAGUGCUUCCAUUGAAUGAAUUCAUUACAGCAUUUUAGCAGCAUGGUGCUGUUUAGCUCUUUAUAAAAGCUCUGAAGAACUAACCGCAUCCUACAACAGGAGAAGACUGGAAGCAGGCACUGUGUCUGCAGAUGUCAUUAAGGACCCAGAUAAUUUGUCAAACUGUAAUAGAAUGGUUUGACUGCCAUACUUAUCAUGGAAAGGUGUGGAGACUUAUGUGCUUAGAGUGCUGCCUUUCAAGGAGCACUGUCACCGUCUGUGGAAUUUGUAGAAUUCGUAAAGACCCCAGAUAGUGACAUUGCCACUGGGGGUCCAUUGGUCAAGGUUGGGGGCCCUGGUAACAGUGAGUUCUACUUACUUGUACCUGUACCUCUUGGGCUCAGCUAUCUUACUCCGGCAGGUCCUCUAUUGCUACUGACCAGCGCUAGGAGCCAAUGUCACUGGUGUACUCUCACGCAUGCACAAGAGUACAGCAUUGAGGUCUAUGGAGGAUUUUGCAAAACCAUGGAAUCAUCCAUAGACAGAGACAAUUCCCUGCAGCCAUCACCGGUGACAGCCAUCAGUAGCUCCAUAGACUGUCUAGAAGUGUCAGGCAUAGGAAGUGAUAUAGAGAUCGUAUAUCUUUUGACGGGGGUGAAAUGUCAACACAGUCAAAAUGAGUAUUUCAUUGUUGCCUAACCCCUUAAAGGACCACUCUAGGCACCCAGACCACUUCAGCUUAAGGGUUAACCCUUUUUUUUUUUUUUUUUUAUAAACAUAGCAGUUUCAGAGAAAUGUUUAUAAAUGGGUUAAUCCAGCCUCUAGUGGCUGUCUCGUUGACAGCCGCUAGAGGCGUUUGCGUGCUUCUCACUGAAAAUCACAGUGAGAAGACGCCAGCGUCCAUAGGAAAGCAUUAUGAAUGCUUUCCUAUGAGACUGGCUGCGCGCGGAGCUCCUGCCACGCAUGCGCAUCCAGCCAAAGAAGAGGAUCGGUGGUGGAGAGGAGGGGGAGAGCUUCCUGCCCGGCGCUGGAAAAAAGGUCAGAUUUAACCCUUUCCUCUCCCCAGAGCCCGGCAGGUGGGGGCACCCUCAGGGCACUAUAGUGCCAGGAAAACAAGUAUGUUUUCCUGGCACUAUAGUGGUCCUUUAAGGACCAAACUUCUGUAAUAAAAGGGAAUCAUGACAUGUCACUCCUUAAGGAGUUAAAUACAUUGCCGUGUAAUCAAAAAGUUUGUUGAGGCUACCUCGCUGUUUUUGUAUAAAUGUGUUGCAUCUAAUAUUAACACAACACUUUUCACAGAAUAAUAUAAAUAGCGUGAUAAUGAACUUUAAAAAUAAAUUGCAUUCUAACAAAUACAGGACAUUUCAUAACCAAAACUAGAUAGGAUGGUAAAAAAGUAAUAUGUUAGGUCAUAUAGACUGUAAGCCCGUUUGAGCAGGGUCCUCUUCAAACUAUCGUUCCUGUAAGUUUUCUUGUAAUCAUCCUAUUUAUAGUUAAACCCCUUUCCCACUUAUAAUAUUGGAAAGCGCAACGGAUCUGUUGGCGCUAUAUAAAUGGCAAUAAUAAUAAUCGGUCAAACAGUUUUGAAGCAGUUUGAAGAAGAAAAAAUAAAAAAAAUGCUCUCCAAAGACCGCCCCUCCUCGUCCACAUUGAUAAUGUAGAAGUUUUUAUUCAACAUCAGUUUUAUUUAACCUGGAUGGUGACUGGCUGGAGGCACAAAAGAAAAUGUAUUAUUCUGGUAUUAUAUGUAUAAUACGACAUAAUCUGUUGAUGAAACAUUCUGAAUUGUGCUGUAGUACUUAAAGAGACACUCCAGGCACCCAGACCACUUCUGCCCAUUGGUCUGGGUGCCAACUCCCACUACUCUUAACCCUGCAAGUGUAAUUAUUGCAGUUUUCUAUAAACUGCAAUAAUUACCUUGCAGGGUUAACUCCACCUCUAGUGGCUGUCUACUAGACAGCCACUAGAGGGCACUUUCUGGUUUCUAGCACAGGAAACCUGUGCUAGUGUGUCGCUGGACAUCCUCACGCUGUGUGAGGACCUCCAGUGUUGCUCAAUUCCCCAUAGGAAAGCAUUGCCGCGCAUGCGCAUUAGGUCUCCCCGGCCGGUCGGCGGGAUCAGUCUCGCCCACCGGCCGACGCAAUCACCGGGAGGAGCGGCAGCGGAGGAAGAAGCAGCGCCGUGGGACAUCGUCGCUGCCUCUGGUAAGUUGCUGAAGGGGUUUUCCUGGCACUGGAUUUUCCCUUUAAUAAUGCACUCAAAAUAACAGUUUUUUAGCUUGAUAAAUGUAUAUUUGCGUUAUAUUGACACUUGUCUUCUGUGUGGGAUUAUUGCCCUGAUUAGAAAUUAGCAUUUUAAGAGGGGACAAUUUUCUGUAAAUUUUUUUUACAUAUUCUUUUCCAUGAUUGCUGUCCAUGCUUAAACCUUUUAGCAGGAAAUUAAAAGGACAUGCAUAACAUUGAGACAACUGUUUUGUUCAGAAAGGGGUGCACUAAUUUAACCAAUCAAUGACCUAUCCCUAGUAAUACUUGUAAAGUGUAUUUGGGAUGCCUGACAGAUUUUUUUUUUAAUUCUUUAUUUUAGUUGUGCAUAAGAAAUAUCAAGAGGACAAAGACAUUCUUAAAUUAUGCAUGUCCAAUAUAGCUUAGGUAUGUCUAGCAGUAUGCACAUUUUUUUUUUUUUUUUUUUCAACGUUUAACAAUUAUAUACAAGGUCAACAUGUUAGACAUUCUGUAGACAAAUAUAUAGGAGUCGUGAAACACAGAGAAACAUUGUCGUGUGAGUGAUUCAUGGAGUUUGGGUAGGUAACCUGUGUCAGCUUAUGUGAUGGUGUUGGUUCCCAGUUUGGGUUGUGGUUUGUCAGUGUGGCCUGUGUGCAUGGGCUGUUUCAGCGGUAGCUGAUAUGCGUGGUACCCCUAACCCAGGGGGUUGCGGGGGGGGGGGGAGGAGGGGUGUGGCCCCAUUGACUCUCUGGUGUUGUGUUCAGUGUGUCGGUUGGAGUGUGGUUUGCUUAUAGUCAGGAUAGGGGUGUGAAAACAUAAAGAAAAAGAAAAAUACAUAUAAAAUAUAAAAAUAUAAAAAAAAUAAAAAUAAAAUUAAAUUCUAAUAACUGCGUUGCGUCCGAGUACGAGGUUUCCCUCGUAUAUCAAUGUCCUCUCCAGGUGGGUCGAGGCCAGAGCCUUCCAAUGUGGGCUAGAUUGUGUAGCCGUAGGUGCCGGUUUGGGCUGUCACUGUACGGGUGGUGGUGUCCGUCUGGUGCGUGGGACAAAGGGGAUGAUGGUGGCCGGGUCUCUGGCACUCUCAGGAAGCGUAUGAUUAUCGGUUGGAAUGGGUAGUCCCAAUUUUCUCAAAAAAGAGGCUGCGUCGGCCAUGGUGUGGAGGACAUGCGUAGUUCCUUCUGCGGUGACCGUUAAGGAGUUGUCGGUUCCCCAUCUGUAUGGCAGUCCUGCCGUGCGUAGUUGGGAUGUUACCGGUGCGUAGGUUUUCCUCCAUAGCAGUGUUGCUUUAGUGAGGUCUUGGAAGAAGUUCAAGGUGUCAUUCUCAAAUAAAAGAGGGGUUUUGCCCUUCACGGCUGACAUGACAUGUAUUUUGUCUUGUACUGAGUGGAAGCGCAGGAUGACAUCCCGGUUCAGGUUGGUAUUAGUGUUGGUGGUAUUGGGGAUGCGAUAUAAACUGUCCACUGUGAUUUUGCGGGCCAGCGUGGGAGGUAAUAUAGAUGUCAAGAGGCGUCGGGUGUAGUGGGGAAGUUCCUCCGCGGAUAUUGCCGUAGGGAUACCCCUUAUUUUGAUGUUUGCGCGGCGUUGUCUAUCCUCUAGUAUUAUGAGUUUUGCGUUUAGGGUAGUCUGGUGCGUUUGUAAUUGGUGGAUAGAGUCCUGCAUGGUUUGCAUGGCAGAUUGUGUAUCUGCUAUAGCCCCCUCUGUGGCCUUGACUCUCUCUGUUACGGCCUGUAGCUGUGUUGUAAAUACAGCUAAAUCUGCAGCCAGGAGCUUGUGGAUAUCAGCUAAUAAAACCUUCAGGUCUCCCCUAGUUGUUGGGGCUGAUUCAUCCAGAGAGUCCGCUUGUGCGGGUCUUACCACCUGGGGGUGAUGUGGUACCUCCAUCUCGUGGCGGUCCGGUUCCGGUUCUGUGUCCGGUUGGUCUACAGCCUGAGUGUGUUUGGACUUCUGGAGUAGCGCCCCAAUGUCCCUGGUAUCCGACCCUGUGGUGGGUCUCUGUGAUUUACGGCCCAUGGUGAGUGUGGUGGGCGAUGUUUGUGAUGGGGACGCCCUCGGCCGUUCCGCAGGGUCUCCGCCAAAGAGUGACGCGAGGCUGGGGAUUUGGAGAGGGUGGUAGGCCUCGGUUUUCCGUCGCCGCUUAGGCUGUUUUUGCGGCUGUAAGAAGGGCAUGGACGCGUAAAGCUUGGGUAGCAGAGUCCGAUUUUAUGCUUUUGGAGGCUGGAGUGGCUCGUGUUCCGAUGAUAUCGGGCAGAUUUGAGGUUUGUUUGCAGGAGCUCCAGCAAAUGGCGUCUGUCUCGGUCUGCGUGCUAGCCCCGCCCCCCCUGACAGAUUUACACAUGUGAAGUUGGAAGAUCUCUUCACCAUGCAGCACCUUGAAAGGUAGAAGAGAAAUAGUCUGAUCAAUGUGAUUCAUGCAAAGCAGGCUCACGUGUUGAGUUUCUUUCUUCUGCUGCUGCACAAUAAUACCCUGUUUCCAUAUUUUGUGGACCGGUCUGAAACUGAGAUGGGGCUGGGGUGACUAAAGUCUGCUAGCUGAGAAACGUGACCAACAAUGCAAUUUAACUAAGCUUAUACUAAGUUCAUAAACUGUAUUACAUACUUUUUAAAGUUUUGGUUUGUAUAUUUGUUUUAAAAGUGUUUUGCUUGCUGGUUUAAAAACAAAUAAUAAUUGUUAAUUGAUGCAUUUUUCUUUAAACACUGUUACUUUCGUGAAAUACUACUUGUUUAUUAGGUGCAGCAUGCGGAGGACUUCAACUUUCAGAGCAAAGGUUAUCAUAUGACUGAGCGUUAUUAACAGAUAGGGCUGUAGACCAGGUGCUAGUUUUAUUAUGCAUGUAACUUGCAAUCCUAUCUGUUGCUUCUGACUCAUGUUUCUCUAAGCUUUAUCAUUAUCUUCUGUAUGUGCAUCGAGGUUGGCUGUAAGCUGCCUCGACACUGACCUCUGUGCAGGCAGCAUGCUGGACAUGUAAAACAAGUUCUGUUAGUCUGUGUAAGAGUAUGGGAGGAGUAUUUAAAAUGUCAGCUGUUUGUCCAGAAACUAGAAUUAAAUGUUGAACAUUUAGGGCAUCAUAGUAUGCAGGCGAUAUGUGAAAUAAAUUGCAUACUUAGAUCUUUCCUCCAGUGAGCUAUAUGUAUUUAUUUAUUUGUGUGUGUGUGUGUGUGUAUGUGUAUAUAUAUAUAUAUGUGUGUGUGUGUGUGUGUAUGUGUAUGUAUAUAUAUAUAUAUAUAUAUAUAUAUAUCUCUAUGUUUAAAAUGGAAUCAAGCAAAAAUGUGAUUCUUUGUUAAAUUAAUUUGCAUAUGUCCACCCAGAAUCCUUUGCGGUAGUAAAAUCACUGCAGAUUUGUGAUUUCAGUGGGAAGAGCAAGUCUUAUGGCUUGACUGGUGUGCAGAUUUUUGUUUAACAUUGUAUUAACUAAUAUAUAUAUAAUUUGUGUGUAUAAGUAUAUACCCAACGUUCGGGCAGGCCUGUAAAUAAAUAGGGCCCACCAAGAUGGAAUUUGUAUUUAAAGGGAGUGGUGUGUGGGGUAACCAAUCAAUGGCAGCCCGGUAUGGAGGUAGGUUUUGGCUUAUAUAGGCCAGAUCAACCCUUCCCACAACUCCAGGCUCAGUCUUCCCAUUUGUGGUCAGGGAAAAAAGCUGAGUAAGCGUUAACCUCAAAUACACUAAAGUCGGUUGUGGUGUGUUGAAACUGACGUUCGGGCAGGCCUGUGAAUAGAGGGCAAAAAGAGAUUUCCAUGCAAACUUUAAUACGUACUUAAUCGUUACUAACAAACGUGAAGACAUGACCUAUUAUCAUUACUAGGCUAACUCUUUGAAUGCUAGUCUAAGUUCUUCUUCUGGUUUUGGGAUGAAGCGGUUGUAUGCUGACGACUUCCAUCAUCCCAGUCUUUUGAUUAUGUGCACUGGUACGUUUUGACUAGAGGCCACUGUUGCUGCCCCUAUGCGAAAUUAAUUAUUAUUGCGAUUUAUAUAGCGCCAACAGAUUCCGUAGUGCUGCCUGUGAAGGCUGAUGGAUCGCAACCUAUUUUUGAAAUGUAUACCAUGAGUUUAGAUGUUGUCAGUGGUUUACCGUGUAAGCUCAGCAGAGGAGCGCUUUUUUUCUGACCCAAUAAGGUCAGCUGAAAAUGGUUGAGUAAUAGAACUGGGCACCAUUUGUUGCCUGUGGGAAAUAGUUGUAUUUCGUCUGGCGGCCCCGUUUGAUUCGUUUUUGACUGUCAUAGUGUCAAAACAUAGUGGUAAGCUAUUUUUAGUAGGGAUCGACCGAUCUUGAUUUUUUUUUUUAGAGCCGAUAACGAUAAUCUGUGAACUUUCAGGCCGAUAACGAUAUUUUGUACAUUUACCAUUUUGAAAAAAUAAACUAUUUCUACACAAAUCCACUGUUAACUGAACAUGUUUGUUGUUUAUUUUUUUGCAAAUCUUUUUUUUUUUUUUUUAAGGUAAAUGCACAAAAUAUACAUGCCAGUGAGAGUGUUUUUUGGUUUUCAAGAACAUAUGUGUGUGUAUUUGAUUAGUGAAUGCAAUGUGGGUUUGUGCAGUGGAUGCAGUGUGUGUUUGUGUAGUGUGUUUAUAAUUAAUGUAGUGUGUGUUUGUGUAGUGUGUGUAUAGUGAAUGCAGUGUGUGUUUGUGUAGUGUGUGUAUAGUGAAUGCAGUGACUGUUUGUGUAGUGUGUGUAUAGUGAAUGCAGUGACUGUUUGUGUAGUGUGUGUAUAGUGAAUGCAGUGACUGUUUGUGUAGUGUGUGUGUGUGUAUAGUGAAUGCAGUGGGUGUAUAGUGAAUGCAGUGAGUGUUUGUGUAGUGUGGGUGUAUAGUGAAUGCAGUGAGUGUGUGUGUGUGUGUGUAUAUAGUGAAUGCGGUGUGGGUGUGUGUGUGUUUGUUUAUAAUAAAUGCCGUGUGUGUUUGUGUAGUGUGUAUAGUGAAUGUAGUGUGUAUAUAAUGAAUGCAGAGUGUGUGUGCUUGUGUAGUGUGUGUGUGUGUGUGUAUAAUGAAUGCAGAGUGUGUGGGUAUAUAAUGUGAGUAAAAUGGGGGGGCAUUUUUAUUUAAUUUUUUUUUUUUAGUCCCCCCCCCCCUCCCUGUUUCUUACUUGGCCAGGGAGGGGGGAUAUGGCAUUCCCUGGUGGUACGGUGGCAUGGACUGUGCAGUGGGGGCCUGCAGCAAACUCUUACUCACCUUCCUUUCAGCUCCCGUCUAAAUCUCACGGCCAGUGUGCUGCGCGGAGCGUUGCCAUGGUAACCCAUGGCAACGCUCUGACGGCCGCUUGAGUUAGACAGGGGAGCUGAAGGGAGCUGCUGGGAAGGUAAGAGCUUGCUGCAGGCCCUCCAGGACCGCCGGGCUUGUCAUCUUGUCAUGGGCCUGGCGGUCCUGGUCUGUAUUAUCAGCAAUAUCGGUAUCUCUAUAGGCCGAUACCGAUAUUGCCAAAAAUACUGAAUAUCGGCCAGACCGAUUGUGACAAACUGCCCUUUGCCACUCGCUUUUGGAGAAGCCUGAUUGCCAGCCUCCUGCCUUAUGACUAUGGCCCUGGGGUGUAUUGCCCUUUAAGAACAUUAUUGGGGCAUAUUGAGACUUGGCACAAUGCCCUUUUUAAACUGUCGAAUUGGUCGAAGUGGAACUUCGAACAGCCGGAUCCCACACAAGUGGAGUGUGCAGCCAAUUUACUUACCAAAAUCUGUGGUUAAGCACAAGCUAAUUUACGAACGGCUUGGUGGUCGCCGUUCAUAUAGUCAAAACACGUGGCGGUGGCCAUCUUGUUUAGUCGAAUGCGGUCAGCUGUGUUUUGCCGUUGAGUUCAUGGAACUCAAAUCGGACACUCGACGGCAUGAACACCGCUGAACCUUACCUUCUCUGGGACUUAAACACUUCGACUGAAAUCGAGGUGCGUUCAAAUAUUUAAACGCCGCGUUAACAUUGGGAUUUGCGAAAUGUGAAAUAGACCGACCGCACAGCCUAAAUCUAUGGAACUCUUUUGGGCAUGAAAGCCAUGCUUGCGGUCUGUAAAAUAUGACUUCCAUGGAAUUCGGGAACCCCUGCUCUGAUCUCGGUGAUUUUUGGAUAUGUUGUUCGCCCAGAUCAGAGCUAUCCAAGGAUUAUUUAUGGGGAUAUAUUGUUGUUUUGGGGUGUUUCUGUGUUUUAGGGUAAAAUUGUAUAUUUUCUGCCUGUGAUAAUUAAGUUAUCCCAUUGUGUGUAGUAAUUAUAUCACAGGCAGAGGGGAGGGUUUGUGUGCCUUAGUUGGAAGUGUCUGACUGUAUUGUACUAUAUUGAUUGGCUAUAAAAAACAGAGGAAAUAGGAAGCAAAAAGGAUGCACUCUUAUAGGGGUUAACCCUUUAUGAACUACGACAGUAGUAAAGGCAAAGAAAGAGAAAAAGUGAGUGCCCUCAGGUUAAAAUAUAACUUUUAAUACUAAAUCAAGUUAAAACAAUUUAUAUGAUGUGUCAAAAAUGAUUAACAAAAAUACAGUGUUAUAAAUAUAUGCUUAAAUUGAUAAAUGGUAAAUAGAUCAUAAAGAUCAAAAAUAAAAUACUAGAGGAUCAAUUUAUUUCCUAAGCAUUGAUAACGAUAAGUAGAUAAAGGAGGUCCUGUUCAAAAGUUUUCAGGACAGAUCUCCAAAUAAAAUGCAGAAAACCAAAUAGGUUUUCUAAUGCAUUUCAGUGUGUACGUCAAUUUGGUUAAAUAAAAGGAAAAAAACAGUCCAUAAAGUAUUAAAUGGAAAAUGCUACAUAGAGUAAUGUAGCAAAAUGGGGUUCUGAAGGUCUUAAAUGAUAAAAAAAAAUCUAAAUACAUUAAUAACCUUAUGUGAUGCCAUGUGAUUACAGGAGGUUUAAGAUUAAGGAUACUUAGGGAAAGGAGAUACCUGCUUUCAAGAUGCUACAAACAAAGUCUUCUGAUUCCCAGCAAAAAAGGCUGAGGGAGUUAUAAUUUACAGUAAACAUUGAAGUAGGAAGGAUCUAAGCAUCCCUUUAGGACCAAACUUCUGGAAUAAAAGGGAAUCAUGACAUGUCACACAUGUCAUGUGUCCUUAAGGGGUUAAAAGUGGCCAUUUCCUAACCGUAAAUCAUUAAAGAGGAACUGUUACUUUAUAGAAUUUAUUAUGUUUACUAUACAUAACAUGUGUUACUGAAAUCUGAAAAAUACAAUUUAAAGUAGAAACCCACACCUCUCUGUCCUGGAACCUAGUGUCUCUGACUUGACUCCCUUUUAGUCCUUUACAUUGACAUUGCACGUUUUCUGGAAACUACAUUAAAUAGUCAGAUAUGUGGUCUGGAGAGUUUGGGUUGUUAGGUCUGUACCACUCAUAGCUCAAAGAGCUUCUUCUAUAGUUUGUUAGUAUAAGAUCAAGUGAGACAAAGUAAUCCUCAAUACACAAUGCAAAAUCCUAGCUUCUUAGAAUCACUCACCACCAAUAACAACACAGAGGCAGUAGAUGUGUACAAAUGACAUUUACUAAUGUAUAAAUAAAGACUUGCAUUAAAUAUAUAUUGGUUCACACUCAGUGUCUUAUCACAGAUAUAUAUCAUUUGCUUUGAUGCCUCCAAAUGUUGUUUAAUCCCUGAACGUCUUCAUGACCGAUCACUUACACACCAGAUCAGAAAGUUGAUGGUUUUCACACUGCUGGCUGCAUGUUUCACUUGUAAAAUGGCUUUGUCUUACGUUUUCUUAUUGCUGUCCACAUAUAUUUAAUCAUGUCUCCUAAGUUGUUAAUUGACUGUCAUACACUUCCAAUUACUGUGCAAAGUGUAUACAAGAGCCUUAAGACAUCUGUUUUGGUGAGGGUGAAAAGGCUGGGGGUUUUACUCCUGUAUAAAAAAAAUCAUGUGGUUUUAGAAACUGUGUGUGUUUUAAAGCUAGAUUGAAGUUGAAUUGAAUUGCUACUGUUUUUGCUUAAUUUUGUAUCUUGUAUUCAGUAGCCACAGCUGUGCACUUGUUCAGGGUAGUGCAGUCCUGUUUGCAUGUUUGGUUGAACUAACUGAUAAAGUUGUCAACUAUGGCAUUUGCAAAUCAUCAUCAGUUAUGGUUAAAUAAAGCAGCAAACAAUAUCAUUCUCAAAAUUUACGCUCAGCCAAGGUAAAAAUGUGACACGAGUUUAAAGCAGCACUGUCACCGAAUUUGCAAAGUAACCCCGACUUUGAUAUUGUCGAUCGUGGUCUGGUGGCCAUGGAGGGUGGGAAGGGGAAAGGUGAGAUUACUGCCCGAACCUGUCCCACACGGGCGCCACAAUCUUUAAUGCAUGCGCAAGAUUACAGCAUUAAAGGGACACUCCAGGCACCCAGACCACUUCUGCCCAUUGGAGUGGUCUGGGUGCCAACUCCCAAGACCCUUAACCCUGCACGUGUAAUUAUUGCAGUUUUUUAUAAACUGCAAUAAUUACCUUGCAGGGUUAACUACACCUCUAGUGGCUGUCUAUUAGAUAGCCACUAGAGGGCACUUCCUGCUCUAUAGCUCAGAAAACCUGUGCUAGAGCAUCGCUGGACAUCCUCACCCUGUGUGAGGACCUCCAGUGUCGCUCAGUUCCCCAUAGGAAAGCAUUGAAAAGCAUUUUCAAUGCUUUCCUAUGGGGAGCUCUAAGGAGCGUGCAUGCGGGAUCAGUCUCGCCCACCGGCCGACGUAAAGACUGGGAGGAGCGGCGGCGAGAAGAAACCACCGCCGAGGGACAACCGGGGAUAGGGGGUGGGAGGGAGAGGUGGGAGUUUCCCUUUAAGGUCUAUGGGGGAUCCCUUGAGACCCUGGGAUCCUCCAUAGACACAACCAAUUCCCUGAAGCCACAACUGGUGACAGGGAUUGAGAAAGUCAGGCGGAGGAAAUAUACAGAGACAAAGUAGUCUCUACUUUGUCUCUGUUUAUCUCUUGACUGGGUUGAAUUUCAGUUACAUUCCAACACAGUUAAAGUGAGUAUUUUUAUAAAGAUUUUAUCUUUAUGAAAUACAAAUUUUUCAGACAGAGGGGGGUGACAGUGACACUUUCAAAUUUCGUCUAAAUUAUUUGUUAUGCACCAACAUUAAUAUUUUGAAGAGUCGUCUUAAUUCUUUGUGUCUGUCAAUCAGUGGCAUAAUAUCAUAAUAAUUCUGAGAAAAGGUAUUGUAUACAUUGCUGCCUAAUGCCACCUCUAACUAAACACACUCUCCGUAGAGAUGCUUUGAGUGAAUGCUGAUUAAUGCAGCGCAGCAAUUGCCACUCAUGCAAAGCAACCCCACAAUGCUACCCUGUGGGGAAGCAUUGUAUUAACUGAGAUCAGAAGUACUUAUAAUCUCAACUAGAAAAGGAGGGGAGGCCGCAGCAAAAGGACCUCACUGGGGGAUAUAAGGUAUUUUAAACCAGGGCUCGACAAAUUCCAAGCGCCAGGUCACCGUGGCGACUAGGAUUUUUGUCCUGGCGUCUGGAAUUUGCUGGCCCAUUCAGCCCCUGAGGGUGGGUGGCCGGCAGGCUCAUAAAGAGCAAGGGGGAGCGUAUGGGUGGUCGGUUGGUCAGUCAGCUCAAGAGCGUGGGUGGCAGCCUGGCGAUUGAGUGUGUUGGUGUGCGCACGGACUGGUGGCUCCUGGAGGUUUGAGGCAGACGGGCAGGCGCGUGGGAGAGCUGUAACCUCCCUCCCUCCCUCGCGCGCCCUCCAGUGUUCUGCCGGGAGCCGGAAUGUGACGGAAUUCCUGCCCCGGCAUCACUAAACAGCGCUCUAUGGAGCUGGGCAGGUAGAUGACUGAAGCCCAUCUGGACCACAGGGAAAGCUGAACCAAGGUAAGGAGGCUAGGUGGUUGGAUAAGUGAGUGUGUGUGUGACAGUGAGUGGGUGUGUUUCGAUGACUGAUCCCUCUCCAAUCAUAUGGGAAAGGUGUUUUUACUCACCAUUUCUCCCACGCUGUACUGAUCUUGCCACAGCUGGCCCUGCCUCAAUGACUGCUAUCAUCAAUCUUUAUGAUCUCAGCCAAUCCAAUGUUUUUCCAUAGGAAAUCAUUGGGAGGCUGUUGCGCAUGUGUGGCAAAAUGCAAUUUUGCGCCAAUAAGCAUCUCCUCAUAGAGGAGAGUGCUGCACUGACCUAGGAUGCACUCCAGAGGCCGUCUGAGUGACUGUCUCUAGAAGGCAGGGUUUGCAUAGAAAAGUUUGCAGGGACAGAUUAUAGGCACGAGAACAAUUACAGUAAGCUGUAGUGGUUCUGGUGACUACAGUGUCCCUUUAAGAGUUGUAUUUUUGACAUUGAAACACCUGGCUCCUAAACUCUUUUUUUGCUGGCUCCUAAAUUCUAUCAAAUUUGGCAAGCCCUGUGUUAAACUCCUUAUUAUAUACUUUAGUAUUCCUUUAAAGGGACACUCCAAUGCCAUUGUAAAUAAAAUCACUUUACCAAUCACUGUUUAGUAGACAUGCCCCCAGUGAAAACAUGCAUGCUUUUAAAUGUGCAUUUUUCAUUAGGGUUAUAUCUGGAAAUAGCUUGCAAAAUAUUUUUUUCUGGUUGUCCAAUCACAGACUUGAAGGUCAUUGAGAAGGCUUUGCAAGGCAAAUCUAGAGGUUUUUUUUUUUUUUUUAUAAUUUUUAUUUUUCUUCUUAAACAAGCUUUUUCAUUAACAUUGUAAACCAUAUGUGCUUCUGAAGUAAAAUGCCAAUUAUUUGUAUUCAGUCACAUUCAAUAAACAGUAAUGCAUUUGUCAAUAUUUUGUGAAAGUUGAAGCCAACAGUGGAGCACUAUUAUGUCUUGAGUGAAUCCUAAUAUUUGUUUGAUACAGUAGAUAGAAUAAUGCUGUGUUAGCCUAUAUAAACCUAUUGUUAAGCCUUUAACUUUCUUUGAUUUUGUAGUACUAAAUUGUUUGCACAUUACUCUGUUAUGUAUAUUCAUUUAAGCUCUGUGUUUGUUCUUCCAGGCGAUACUUUGUGGACCUAAAAACCUUAAAGGAACAUUUCAGAACUAAAGUCCACAAACGCAGGUAAAUGAUGCUUUCUGAAUAAAAAUUACUUGAUAGUAAGACCAUGUUCUCAGGCAUACUUGACGUGAUCCACCCUAACUUGCAAGACUGCUGCUUAGUGAACAAAACCAGUACCUGUUAAAAGAUAUGAUUUUGCCAUGUUAUGGUGUGGAAGUAGUUGAUUACUCAGGUCAUGUGACUUUUUUUUUUGUGUGUGUUUCAGAAUAAAACAGCUUAAAGAGGAGCCAUACACCCAAGAGGAAGCUGAACGUGCAGCAGGAAUGGGUUCUUACGUAGCCCCCCAAAAAGUUGAAGUUGAAACACAGGAGGUGGAGAUGAAGUAAUAUGUUUUAUGUGGACUUUAUUAUCCGACCCACUCCUUCUAACUGGUUUUGGACUACUACUUUUGUUUUUGCUGAUGCUUCUUAACAUUCUGGACCCUUAAAAAGGCCCAUGGUAGUUUCCCCAUUUAAUUCAUUCAGCCCCAACGUAACAAUAUUUGGUUCCUCAUGUAAAUUAUAUUUCCAUUGCUGUAUAAAGUGUUCAUACACAGCCCACCUCCCCUGUAGAGGGAUUGCAAAAUAAUAAAAACUGACCCUUUCAUGUGUCUUUAUAUUGACUUGUAUUGAUAGCUUUAAUUUCCUAAUGUCUACUGCUGAGUAAAUACUUUUUGUCUGCCCUGAUGGUUAUGUAACCUGCUGAUUCACUGUGUCUCCUUCAGCCCCGAACAUGUCUGCUUGUCAACCCGAAUUAUAUCUGCUUUCUUCUCCUGCAUGAUUGCACAAACAUAGCCACAUAGCUUAACCUCUGCACUGCUGGAUGUGCCUGGAAUAUGAGAGGAAUAAGAUGAAUAAUGUAUCCAGAUAUAGCUUCGUGUUAGAUACAAAAACUGUAGCAUUCAAUGUUCACCUAUAAUUCCUAUUAUCUUUGUUUUUCUCAUGCAGAUCAUUGGAAAGAAACAUUAAUACAGCAUACAUGUUAACCAUUGUAUAUUUUUUUAUAGCUAUACAGGAAAUGUUACACAUUGAAAUUAUUGGAGCAAGCCAUUGAUCAGUUCACCAAUCACCACUCAUCACCAUGUAUAUGUGUGAAUAUUCAGUCUUAAAAAUAUUAUGUCCAUAUAUGCAUCAGGGUAACUUGGCAAAUUAUUAAUUUGAUAGAAUUGUCAAAUCUAAAGAUGAAAAGUGAGAGGAAUUUGUAUGGAGUAUCAGCCAAAGACUUUUGUACACCUGCUGACACAAUUGUGCUUAAAGAUAGCGGUUAUCACUUUUACAUAUUUACUAUUUUCACUAACUUGUUUGCCUCUUACUCCAUACAUAUAGCCAUGCAUUCUGUCACAAGGAUACUUAACCAGAAAACGGUAUGCAUUUAUUCAUACCUAGAUAUCAUGCUCAAAGGUGUCUUCCUUGGGUAUCACCAUUGAGAUUAUUUUCAGUUUAUUGCCAUCUCUCUUGCUGGGUAAAAACGAUUUAGAUCCAAUAUUUAUGCUUGAUAUUUUCCAAAUUCUGUUUUUCUUGCUAGAUUUACAAUGAUAUCGCCAGUUAUUAAUGUGACGGUGGACUGCUAGACUCUUGUACCAUUUGCCGCACACUGUAGUAGGACAGUCCAAGGCCCAUAAGUGCCAAAAGCAGUGCCAAAUGAUUCACUAGUCGAUCCUUUGGUUCAGAAGCCAGCUCUCCUGCAACCUGCAGCUGAGAGAUAUUCCCAGAACUGUGUAAGAUGGUUUGACACUAAUAAAUGUCACAAUACAUCUGCGUAGCUCAUAAUUCUCCUGACACAGCAAUACACCCAUUUGCUAUUCUAUAUUGGUAUGGAACACAUGUAUGAGAUACUUUCAAUCAAGUGUUAGUUCUUGAGUGUUUUUAUGGGAUCAUAAUGUUGUGGAGUUGCACAUAUCAGAGACUUUUUGAUAAAGCAAUGUUUAAAACGUAUCCACCCCACACUCUUACAACAGUCAUUUGCUAUCUCAAAUAUGUGUCGUAGCUUAUUGUCUUUAUACCUGCAGUAGGCGGAAGUAACCUGGCGUGAGACGUCCGAGUCGAAUGAUCAUUCUGCGAAGAAAAUGUGAACAGGAUAGGUGGUCCACUCAAGCUCUGAGGAUAGAAUUCAAAUUUAGCAAUAAACGAAUAUCCUGGAAAUCUGUUGCUAUCAACAGCACUUCAUCUUUGCAAAUUUUCUGUUAAAUGGUGGCGUCAUCUAUUAAUAUGUAAACAAUAAUAUACAUUUUCAAUGUUCAGCUUCACCAUAAGUGGAAGCUAUUUCCCCCACUGCCCUAAUCUGCCUGCCACAAUAAUUUUAGGAUUCUUCAGGCGUAAUUAGAGAAAAAUGUUUUACAUCUGUUCUGAUAUCUCUCUUGGAAUACCUGGUCUCUUCACCUUUUUCUGUAACGGGAUCAGAGCGGUGUCUCUUUUCGGCGAUUAUUCAAUUCCUGAUGAUAAAUAAAAAUGUGUGAGGGAUUCUGAGACACCGCCUAUAAUUUUUUCCCCCACCCAUCUUCAUCCCUUCCCACGGACCUAUAUCUCGCUUUGCUCCACUCCUCCCAAACAGCAGCUGUCAGAAGAGAUCAGAGUACUGAAGGCUUAACGCACAGCCAGGGGGAAAAGGGGGAGGGUGAGAAAGCAUUAUUUGGAGACUAGAUCUAAAUAGAUAAAUUGAUGUUUGUGUAGAAUUAUAUGCAGUUUUCUGAUAGAUGGGUAAUGAUUGCAUGCCACAACUUGUGUUUGGGGAGGCAGAUUGAUAUUCUAGAGAUAUUCUUAAAUGCCACCAGCUGCUAGUAACCUACAACACCCUGGACCAUUUGCCAGGCGUGUACAGUGUUUUGCUUUGCAAUGGUAGAUGUAGUCAGCAGGCAAGUGAGGCUAUGUAUUUAAAUACCACUGCUUUAAAGAGUGCGCUAAUAAGCCGUCACUUUUUUGAGGGCUUUUGUAACACAAAUUUUCCCUACUCAGUCUAUGAGAAUUGAGUGCAAUACUUUCUCUGGCGGUGCAAUUAAGUGAAUCCUCCUAAUCUGUUGAAUAGGACCAGGAAAAUAACCUCUGAAUUUCCUCUUCAACCGUCCUUCAAGCACAGAUCACUAAUCUCCUGCAUCAUCAGUCCAUCAUCACUAGCAUCACUGAUAUAACCUCCCAUUUAUAAUAAUUCUGCAUCCACCACUUGUGUUACGUGCCAAACCCCUGUUUUUAAGUAGUCAAUAGUAGAAGUGUUGGGAAAAGAAAAUGAUCCAUUCGCUCAGGGGCAGGUUGGCAGAUUUAUUACUCAAUAAUGUAACAUGCCCAUAACAAAUGGAAACAUUUUAAUCUAUUAUGAAAAGCAUAUUAACAUAUUUUGUUCAGCAAAUCAUUUGGCUUCUGCAGUAGUGUCAUUUCAAAACAGGAAAUGGCUGAGGGUCUUUUUACAUGAGGAAGGUGGAGGCCCCUGUUUUUUUUUUAUGGCCUCUUUAUUGGCUUAGUCACUAGGCAGCAAUAGCUUCUUAGCUGCUAGUAUUUUCUUAUGACAGUGUGCAGCCACUGUCUGCUCACUGUUUAGUAUACAUACCCUUACUUCUGGCACGUUGGAUAGGGGAAGGCGGGAAGAUUUAAUCUCCCUUAUGCUAAAAUGGGGGUCAUACAGUUUACAAAAAAUAUUACGAGAAAGAAUUGCCCACAAGCAGUCUUCGUUUCAUUCAUUUUAACUUGCAUUUGUUUAUUCUUCUUUCAGAUUAAUGGACAAUUAGCCGAAUUUUAGAUGAAAAUGUGUUUGAAAACAAAUGGCAAAGACUACUAGCUAGUUUAGUGCUUUAGACAGCUGCCAAAGCAGAAUAAGUGUAACUAACCAUUUGGACAUAGUAAAUAAAGGGAUAAGAUUAUUCUUAACAAAGCCAAUUGUACACCUUCUGUACAAUUUCAUAUCACAUAUUUAUAUAUGAAACACAAUUUAAUGUGAAUAAAAUCUAAGUGUGAGAAAUUAAGAAAUGUUACUUUUCAAGUUCUGCAUAACAUUUUCUUUUUUUAACUGACAAUUUUUAUUGAAUGUUUAUUGGGGAUACAGAAAGAAAUAGGGAAGGGGAGCAAUGACAUUUGUAGGUGUCACCUGUACAUUCUUACAUUCCGCUUUGUGCAAUGUUUAACAUCAUACUAGUCAUGUAAAACUGUACAUAGUUUCGGUGAUUGUUCUAGUUUCUCAUGUGCUAAAAGACAGUUCAGUGCCCUUUGGAGGCGUACCAAAUCAUACAUGCUGUAUCAUGCAGGUUGUGGCGGAAUCAUUGCUGUGUUUAGGGUACCAAUUGGGAAUAAGGAGAACAGAAACUGAGGGAGCAAGAGGGGGUGGGGGGAAGGAAGGUCACUCCCAAGUACGAGGUGAUAUACGGGGCAGGUGGAUUUGCCUGCUGAGGGUGUUUGAUGCCUAUAUUGGACUAUGCUUAUGUCUAGCUCCCGGAUGUCUAGUCCGCUAGUACAUUCCUUAAUGCAUUCCUUAUUACAUCCAAGUGAGAUGUGCUUUUGCCAUCUCACUUGGGGGGCUAGUUUGUGCACUCUAUGUAUUGGUGCCAGUCAUCCCAUGCGUCCGACCAGUUAUUUUUGGGCUAGGAUGAUCUUCUGGAUGCUAGCUCAUAGAUCUUAGUAGUUUCUAGUGUCUGUUUGCAUUGUGUUAUUUGGGGCUGUGUGGUGGAUCGCCAAUGUCUGCUAAUGACAGAGCGGCCAUAAGUAUAUGGUAAAUCAAUUUCUGCUUCCUACGUAGUCGUUUUGGAAAUAGCUGGAGAAGAUAUGUUUCAGGUUUGUGCUCUCUUGAAUGAUGGUGGCUACUUCGUCCCAGAAGGGGUGGGACAAGACCACCAUAUGAUGAGCAAUGUGCCUUUGUGUUGCUGGCAUCUCCAGAAGGUGUCAGAGGUGCGUGGGUGCGCGGCUUUGAUGCGUGUGGGUACCAAGUACCAUCUGUACAGGAGUUUGCGGGAUAGCUCCAUAUCAGAGGCGUAUUUACAGAGUGAAUUAUGUGCUAAUAAAAAGUCUUUCCAAGGUUGAGGAUUAAGGGUGUAUGUGAAUUCUUUAUCCCAUGCUGUAGUAUAUGAGAAUUUUGUGGUCGUCCUGGGUGUGCAUUGAUUGGUAAAUCAUGGAGAUUAGUUUUUUGGGGGGUGAGAGGCGUGAGCAGAUUUUUUUCUACCACCGUCAGCUGUGGCUCCUGUACAUCUCCAGUCCAGGUCAGGACUUAUUUAUUGAACCAUGAUUGUAUUUGUAAGUAAGAGAAAGAAACCAUCACGUUAAGGUGGUAGGAGGCCUUUAGGUCGUUGAAGCUUCUAAGCUCAUGUCCCUGGAUUAGGUGGUGUAGGUGUGUAAUCCCAUAUCGGUGACACAGGGCAUAGCUGAAAUUAGGGAUUAUGUGGUGUAGUGCUUUUAAAGGUGUAGCAGGCGACAUUUUACCCUUCCAGACCAUUUUACGACGGUUGGAGUCCCAGACGUUCAGGAUUAGCACCGUGGUAGGGAGCAUUGAGCUGGUUGCGGGCCUGUGGUGCCAUGGCAACCCUGCCAAUAUGGUAAUGGGGAUAUUGUUGGCGUGUUGUUUCUCCAGCACCGUCUACGGAAGUGGACGGUCUCUGUGACACGCUGCUAUUAGUGGGCUUAAGAUGGCCGCUCAGUAGUAGUUGUCUAGGUCUGGUACUCCCAUCCCUCCCCAUGUCCGUGGCAUGUAUAACAUAUGUUUUGCUACCCAGGGUCUACUCUUGUCCCAGAUAAACUUCAGUAGUAUUUGUUAUGCUUCUUGAAUGAAGCAAAGUGGUAGUUUUAUGGGCAGUGUCCAAUAUUGCAAUUUUGGCUGGACAACCAUUUUUAUCGCAGCUGUUCUGCCUGGCCAGGAGAUAUAUUUGCCCUUCCACCCCGUUAUCAAGGUCUUUAUCUCAUUCAAUAUUUUUGGGUAAUUUGUUUUGUAGAGGUGUGCCAGUGUCGGGGUGAUGUUGAUUCCUAAGAAUUUGAGGUGGUUGUUCCGCCAGCUAUAUUUAAAGGCUCCACGGAGGUGUUCUAGUUUGUCUGUGGGGAUAUUUAUACCCAUGGCAUAUGUUUUGGGAACACCUACUGUAUAGGGAGAGGGUGUCAUGAAAGUUUGGCAGAGAUAUAUGCGGUUGUUAUAAUGUUAAAAGUAGUAUAUCAUCUGCAAAUAAUUUGAUUUUGUAUUCCUUGCCAUGUCUGUUCUUUGCCAAAGUUAGUGUUCAUAUUAGUUUUUUUGCAUUUUUCACACACAAACAAAUAUAAAUGCUAACUUUGGCCAGUGUUGGUGAAUAAGUGGCUACUAAAAAAGACCUGACAUACCCCAUAUUGAAUACCCUGGGUUGUCUACCUUUGCAAAUGGUAUGCUAUCAUGGGGGUAAUUCUAAUUUCUAGGUUACAAUACAGUGUCAAAGGCAACACAACCAGUCUGUCAAAUUUCAAUGUGUAUAAACUGAAAAAUUAGCCGUGCUAUAUUUGACCCUGUAACUUUCCAAAACACCAUAAAACCUGUACAUGUGGGGUACUGCUGUACUCGUGAGACAUCACUGAAUACAAAUAUGUGCAUUUUAUUCAUAAAAUAAGUCAUAAAAAUGUUUUAUAUAUGAAUAGUUCAUGUGAAAUUAAAGCCCUGUUUCUCCUGAACAAAAUGAGAUAUAGUAAGUGUGGGUGCACCUAAUAUGAAAGAGGUGAAUUACAGUUGAACAGACAUGUAGCGCAAAUUCCAGUUUUUGUUUACAUUUUGUUUUGAUCACAUGUACAAUUGGCUCAGUCCUUAAGACUAUAUUAUUUUAAACCGUAUACUUAAUAAAAAUGCAAAUAUAUGCAAAUAUUAUUUUUUAAAGUGCAUAUAUCAUUAAGUGCA
Pelobates cultripes (western spadefoot toad) is the source of this 23892-nucleotide messenger RNA. The record is from the annotation of a GenBank genome assembly. NCBI's taxonomy places the organism in Eukaryota, Metazoa, Chordata, Amphibia, Anura, Pelobatidae.